Messenger RNA from Oncorhynchus keta (chum salmon), 2633 nucleotides. It is a transcript of the gene nudt2, whose product is annotated as nudix (nucleoside diphosphate linked moiety X)-type motif 2. Gene Ontology annotation, biological process: AMP biosynthetic process; ATP biosynthetic process. NCBI's taxonomy places the organism in Eukaryota, Metazoa, Chordata, Actinopteri, Salmoniformes, Salmonidae. The transcript is spliced from 3 exons. Bases 1733 to 2182 code for a protein of 149 amino acids. The record is from RefSeq and is a predicted model, not a curated record. Gene Ontology annotation, molecular function: bis(5'-nucleosyl)-tetraphosphatase (asymmetrical) activity.
CAUGGUUGACUAAUGUGAGACCAAGCUAGCGAGCAAUAGGCUAAAUUCAAUUUUCCCAGCGACAAGAGAACAUGUCAUGCUAACGCUAGUUUUACCGCAUUCAGUGUUAACAGUUUACGGUUAUGGCGAGACGAUGUGGAAUUAUUGUCUUGCGUUGUCUAUGUUUAUUUGGGGACAUUUCUAAAAUCCUGUAAAUUUAGUUAUAUAGCUUGCUGCAUUUUAGAGAGGCUACUGUAUGUACAGUAACCACGAACUCAUAGACUAGUUUCAGUAGCCUAUGAUUCAACAACAGUCUUUCAAAUCAAUGUGCGCUCUACUAGGCCUAGUACAGCCUGCCUUAAUUGUUAAAUAACAAAAUCAUUGGAGUGUCAUGAAGUAAGUCAUCAUGGAGUUAAUGUUUGAGUGAUCAUAAAUGCAUUUGAAUGUACAGUGCAUUCGGAAAGUAUUCAGACCCCUUCACUUUUUCCUCAUUUAGUUACGUUACAGCCAUAUUCUAAAAUGCAUGUAAUGAUUGUUUUUCCUCAUCAAUCUACACACAAUACCCAAUAAUAACAGGUUUUUAGAAAUUUUAGCAAAUGUAUUAAAAAUAACAAAUAAAUACUUUAUUUACAUAAGUAUUCAGACCCUUUGCUAUGAGACUCUAAAUUGAGCUCAGGUGCAUCCUGUUUCCAAUGAUCAUCCUUGAUAUUUCUACAAUUUGAUUGUAGUCCACCUGUGGCAAGGCACACACCUGUCUAUAUAAGGUCCCACCGUUGACAGUGCAUGUCAGAGCGAAAACCAAGCCAUGAGGUAGAAGGAAUUGUCCGUAGAGCACUGAGACAGGAUUGUGUCCAGGCACUGAUCUGGGGUAGGGUACCAAAAAAAUGUCUGCAGUGGCCUCCACCAAGACUCUUCCGAGAGCUGGCCACCCGGCCAAACUGAGCAAUCAGGGGAGAAGGGCUUUGGUCAGGGAGGUGACCAAGAACCCGAUGGUCACUCUGACAGAGCUCCAGAGUCUCUGUGGAGAUGGGAGAACCUUCCAGAAGGACAACCAUCUCUGCAGCACUUCACCAAUCAGGCCUUUAUGGUAGUGUGGCCAGACAGAAGCCACUCCUCAGUAAAAAGCACAUGACUUCCCACUUGGAGUUUGCCAACAGGCACCGAAAGGACUCAGACCAUGAGAAACAAGAUUCUCUGGUCUGACAAAACCAAUAUUGAACUCUUUGGCCUGAAUGCCAAGCACCACAUCUGGAGAAAACCAGGCACUGCUUGUCACCUGGGCAAUACAAUCCCUACGGUGAAGCAUGGUGGUGGUGGUCUCCCAGGGACUGGGAGACUAGUCGGGAUCGAGGGAAGGAUGAACGGAGCAAAGUACAGCGAGGUCCUUGAUGAAAACCUGUUCUAUGAGUGUUCAGGACCUCAGACUGGGGUGAAGGUUCUCCUUCCAACAGGACAACGACCCUAAGCACACAGCCAAGACAAUGUAGGAGCGGCUUCGGGCCAAGUCUCGGAAUGACCUUGAGUGGCCAAGCCAGAGCCCGGACUUGAACUUGAUCGAACAUCUCUGGAGAGACCUGAAAAUAGCUGUGCAGCGACGCUCCCCAUCCAACCUGACAGCUUGCGAGGAUCUGCAGAGAAAAAUGGGAGGACCUCCCCAACUACAGGUGUGCCAAGCUUGUAGCGUCAUACCGACGAAGACUUGAGGCUGUAAUCGCUGCCAAAGGUGCUUCAACAAAGUACUGAGUAAAAGGUGAUGGCCUUGCGUGCGUGUGGAUUCAUUGUGUUUCGUCGGCUGGCACAGUCUUCACCUCCCCCUGACAACAUUGAGUACCUCCUCCUACAGACUUCAUAUGGCAAGCACCACUGGACCCCACCCAAAGGCCACGUGGACCCUGGGGAGGAUGAUCUCACCACCGCUCUGAGGGAGACGCAGGAAGAAGCAGGGCUGCGUGAGGAGCAUCUGCAGGUGGUUGAUGGCUUUCUCCAGGAGCUGCGCUACGAGGUGAGAGGGCGGCCCAAGACGGUUCUGUACUGGCUCGCGGAGCUGAGGGACCCCAAGAUGGCAGUCACGUUGUCGAAGGAGCACCAGGACUACCGCUGGGCCAAGCUGGAGGAGGCCUGCUCCCUGGCCCAGCAUAAAGACCUACAGGACAGCCUGAGGGCAGCACAGCAACACCUAGACACAGAGCAAGGGAAACAUUAAGACACUACUACACACAAUGUUGUGCUAGGAAUUGUGAAGAGCAAGCUGCAAAAGCAAGUCUCUAGCUUUAAAAAACGUGUUUGUAACCUCGUCCCCAGGCUAUUGGGCACAGAUGCGUGAGACUAGUGUCUGUGGGACUGCACAGCCUUGAUAAUUAAUGGAACAGAAAGUGUGAAUCUAAAGUGAGUUAGAAUUCCUAAUUCUAUGGUGGUAAUUUGGUCCAAGCAAGUCAUUGAACCCCCGUGUCACAUACUUAUACCCCCAAGGAAUUGCCACCAAACUAAGGGUCAGAAAAGGAUAACCUCUGUACUUUAUUGACUACCCCUGUGCUUGGGAAUCAGUGGCCAAAUCAUUCAAUAGACACAAUAAGUGUUUUAUGUGUUAACAUUGUGUGAUGACCAAUAACCUUUUUGUCUUGCACUUUAAACAAGAUUAAAAACCAUCCCUUAAA